Hibiscus syriacus is the source of this 2435-nucleotide messenger RNA. Its product is annotated as paramyosin-like. The record is from RefSeq and is a predicted model, not a curated record. NCBI's taxonomy places the organism in Eukaryota, Viridiplantae, Streptophyta, Magnoliopsida, Malvales, Malvaceae.
AAAAAAAUAGAAGAGACCAAAGAGAGACCGGUUGGUAGCUAAUCGUGUUCUUCAUUCUUCUUCAGCGACAUCGUCUCCUUUAGGGUUCCGAUCGAUACGAAAUACGAUAUAUUUUUUAUUGAUCAAUUAUAGGAAAAUUUGGUGUCUUUCUUAAAUGACGAGUGCGGGCGACGAGGAAGUCGAUGCGGUGCUCAGCGACGUGGAGUCCGAUGAGCCGGUACCGAUCGCUAUUAAAGAUCCAUCUCAAGAGGAUGUAUCGGUCGAGAAAUUCCGUGAAAUUCUCGCGGAGCUUGAUCGGGAGAAAGAAGCACGACAAGCCGAGGAGAAAUCUAAAUCAGAACUUCAAGUUUCGUUUAAUCGAUUAAAAGCUUUGGCUCACGAGGCGAUUAAGAAGCGAGACGAGUGUGGGAGACAACGAGAUGAAGCUCUCCGCGAGAAAGAAGAAGCUUCGAAAUCGAACGAGAGCUUAACAGCGCAAUUAGCGGAAGCUAAUAAGAUCAAAGAGGAGGUUACGAAACAAAGAGAAGAUUUGGCGAAGCAAUUGGAGGAAGCGUCCAAGGGAAAAGAUGGAUUGCGAUCGGAGAUCGAGACCUCUGCACAUAUGCUUGUAUCUGGUAUCGAAAAAAUUUCUGGAAAAGUUAAUAAUUUCAAAAACUUCUCUGCCGGAGGAUUGCCACGGUCACAAAAGUACGCCGGUUUGCCCUCUGUUGCUUAUGGGGUGAUCAAAAGAACGAACGAGAUUGUUGAAGAGCUUGUUAAACAGAUCGAAACCACAACUAAAUCUAGAAAUGAAGCCAGAGAACAGAUAGAGCAACGUAAUUAUGAAAUUGCCAUUGAAGUUUCUCAGCUUGAAGCCACAAUAAGUGGGUUACGAGAGGAGGUGGCAAAGAAAACUAAUAAUGAAAAUUUAGAGAAGAGUAUAGUUGAAAAGGAUGGGAAGAUUGUGGUGAUUGAAAAAGAGAUGUUGGAGAAGAUUACUUCGGCAGAGGAUGAAUUAAUGGAGUUGAGGAGCUUGACAAGUGAAUAUGAUGAUAGAUUGAAAGAUUGGCAAAUGAAGAUGGAGUUACAGAGGCCUUUAUUGGUCGAACAGUUGAAUUUCGUUUCUGGAAUUCAUGUGAUUUAUGAUGUCAUUAAGAUUGUUGAUGCUGAUAAUAUGGAUCAAUCAGUUGUAUCAGAAUCCUUUUUUCUUCCACAAGAAACAGAUUCGGAGGAAAAUAUACGUGCUUGUUUGGCAGGGAUGGAGUCUAUCUAUGAAUUAACCGGAAUUCUGUCCGGGAAAAUAAAGGACCUAGUUGAGGAAAAAAAUCGUGAAGUAAAGAGUUUGAAUGUAACAGUUGCUCGUUUGAUUAAGGAGAGAGAACAUAUUGGCUCUUUGCUUAGGAGUGCAUUGUCCAGGAGGAUGGUAUCUGAAAAUAAGUCCAAAACCAAUGAGUUGUUUCAAACUGCUGAGAAUGGUCUGAGAGAGGCUGGAAUUGACUUCAAAUUUAGUAAACAUAUCGGUGAUGGAAAUAAAUCUGAAGAUCUGGACUCUGACCAGGAUGAAAUAUACACUCUGGCUGGUGCUUUAGAGAAUAUUGUCAAAACAUCCCAGCUUGAGAUCAUCGAACUACAGCACUCUGUGGAGGAAUUAAGGGAAGAGUCUAGUGUACUUAAAGAACAUGUGGAAGCUCAAGCCAAGGAGCUCAACCAAAGAAUGCGUCAUAUAGAGGAGCUUGAAGAGAAGGAGAGAUUAGCAAAUGAAAGUGUUGAAGGACUUAUGACGGACAUUGCUGCUGCAGAGGAAGAAAUUACAAGAUGGAAAUCAGCAGCUGAGCAGGAGGCAGCUGCAGGAAGAGCUGUAGAACAAGAGUUCUUAGCACAGCUAUCAGCAAUUAAACUGGAGCUUGAAGAGGCAAAGCAAGCCAUGUUGGAAUCAGAGAAGAAACUAAAAUUCAAAGAAGAAACUGCUGCUGCUGCCAUGGCAGCAAGAGAUGCAGCUGAGAAAUCAUUGAGGCUGGCAGAUAUGAGUGCGACUAGGCUGAGGGAAAGAGUGGAGGAGCUUACCCGUCAGCUAGAAGAGUUCGAAUCACAAGAAGACUCAAGGAGUCGGAAUCGAUCGAGAUAUGUUUGUUGGCCAUGGCAGUGGCUUGGGCUGGAUUUUGUUGGGUUUCAUAAACCAGAUAUACCACAACAGAGUUCAAAUGAAAUGGAGCUUUCCGAACCACUUCUCUGAGUAUACUUUUACUCUUUGUUCUGUGUACAAUCUGUUCAUAGUAACUUCAUUCUUCAAGGCCCCUUCAUUUGCAAUGAUUUUUUCAGUUUUAUAAUUUUGACAUGGCAAUGAUAUCCUAGAGUUGAAUCUUUCUUGUUCAUACUUCCAUGGCAGCCAGUCUUUUUAAUCAAGCUAAUCUAUAUGUAACUAUCUUGGUUUCCUUUUCAAAUCUGUUUUCUUGUUA